CCUUGGCCGUAUCCUUCCAACAUGUAUGUGGCUGGUUCGCCCUAAAACACGCGUUGUGAAAUCAAUCCUAAAACUCCUGCCGCUGCCAGAGCCGGGCACUGCUGUGCUGCAGCGAACGCGGAGCGGCGGAGCGGCCGCGGGCGCGGAUGCGGUUGUGCAGAGGCAGAGCCCGUGGCACGUCUGUACCCGCACGUUAUGUAACGCGCGAGUGCAGCGGAGCGUACGAGCCGGGAAAGAGGCACAAACCCCUCGCCAACACCCAGCUCCUUCUGCGCCGCGGCGGGCGGGGGCUGCGGGGGCUGCGGGCCCGGCCGCCCCCCGGGCGGGAGCCGGAGCGGAGCCGCCCGCCGGCCGCGCCGCCGCCCCGCCCGCGGUACCCCCGCCGUUGGCGUGGAAACGGGCUGGCGGCUCCGGCUCCUCCUCCAGCGCCAGCCCCGCGCUCCCCCUGCCCGGCUCCCCGGCGAGAGCGCGGAGCACCUCCCUGUCUCCCGCGGGGGGCCGCCGGACAAGUGCUCCACGGCCGCCUUUAGAACAGCCCGGGUUUUUACGGUUGUGUUUUCUAGGGAGAAGAUGGGAAAGGGCAGGUUCCUGCUCCUGUUGGGGCUGCGGGGCUAGUCCCUGCAGUCGUGGUGUGUCUGCUCGGCAAAUCACAGAUGCUGAUGUGAAAAAGGGCCAAAGCAGAGGAGAGGCGUCAGUGGAUGCGAGCGUUUGUACUGAUGGAUUGAGGAGGUGGAGGCUGCCUGCCUGGUGCUGGAGAGGUGGAAAGCACAGAUUUACAGAGCUGAACUGGAUCAGCUGAAGAAGUGGGGAAGAGAAACAAAACAAGUACAGUACCAGUGAAAGGAGCUUCAGCUUUAUCUUGCAGCAUCACCACAGCAACCAGAGAACACGAUCAGAAGAAAAGGCUAGAGCAGAGAAGGCGAAAGUGCAGCUUCUUACCUUUGGACAGAAGGCAGCAAAAUCAUUAUGCAGAACAGAAAUGGUAUUUGAUGGUUCUAGACAAACUGCGGCAAAGGGAAGUGUCCCGUCAUUAACAGGAAUGUGCCACAGUUCAUGCACUGGAAAGGGGAGUGCCAUGAGAUCUGCUGAAGAGACUAUUUCUGUGGCUGC
Vidua chalybeata is the source of this 1110-nucleotide messenger RNA. Its product is annotated as translation initiation factor IF-2-like. The coding region runs from base 26 to 799 and encodes 257 amino acids. The transcript is spliced from 2 exons. The record is from RefSeq and is a predicted model, not a curated record. NCBI's taxonomy places the organism in Eukaryota, Metazoa, Chordata, Aves, Passeriformes, Viduidae.